GGAAGAAAGUGGGUCGGUGACUUCGAAGUUGAGCUCCAAGUCAAUCACCGGGGGUUCAUACUCCUGCCUGAUAUUAUUAUAUAAUAUAUAUAGUACGUAGUUCUAAUAAUUCCCCCACCAAAUUCGAAUUUAUAGAAACCCUUGAAGUGCGGCGAUUGAAACCCUAAUCAAAGUCCAAUACCCACUCGAUUCCUCCUCAUUUGAUAAUGACGGGAACUUCUUGGCUGAUAGACAGCAAAAGGAUUGCUACAAAGAUAAAAUAUGCAGCUGAGUCCGUGGAUGUGAGCAAAGUCAAAUGGAUAAGCAACCCAACUAAAGCUUGUCCUAGGUGCAACCACAUUAUUGAUAACAGCGAUGUUGUCCAUGAGUGGCCAGGCUUACCACAAGGAGUGAAAUUUGAUCCAUCUGAUCAGGAGUUGAUCCACCCUUUCAUUAAUGAGUUUAUUCCUACUGUUAACAAAGAUGAUGGAAUAUGCUACACCCACCCUCAAAAAUUGCCAGGAGUUAAGAUGGAUGGAAGUGUUUCACACUUUUUCCACCGAACAUUCAAGGCAUACAACACUGGAACUCGGAAGCGGCGCAAAAUACAACAGAGUGAUGACAAUGACACAGAAGGGCAGGGAGGGGAUGUCCGCUGGCACAAGACCGGAAAAACCAAACCGGUAAUUAUAGAUGGUGUACACAUUGGUUGUAAGAAAAUUAUGGUUCUAUAUAGCUCUUUAAAGAAGGGAGAAAAACCUGAGAAGACCAAUUGGGUGAUGCAUCAGUACCAUUUGGGAACAGGGGAAGAUGAGAAGGAUGGUGAGUUUGUUGUCUCAAAGUUAUUUUAUCAGCAACAACAACUGUUAAAACCAUCGGAAAACAAUAAGAGUGAAUUGCAAAACUUGGCGAUGAUGGUGGAGACUGUGGAUGCUGAAGCUGUUGUUGCUGCUACAAAAUCAGAAGAAGAGAAUGAUGUUGCACUACAUCAUGAGCUUGUUCCUAGAUUAGCCGUUGAGGAACAUCAUGAACCUGCACCUUCAUUAGCUACCGUGCCUCAACAUUUUGCUCAUGAUGAGCAACGUACUGGACAAGCAUCAUCCAACCAAGUUGUCAUGGAUAAUGGUAUCGUCACAAAUGAAAGUGGUGUCGCCCAAAAUAUUGGACAGGAAAAGACUGACAAUACCAUAAAUACUGAACAGGAAAAGACUGAUGAUCAAAAUAUUGAAAACCACAUCAAUACUGGGGAAGAAUCAAAGUGGUGGGAAGGUGAGUCACAAUAUCUGCUAGAUUCUCAGCAGCUGGCUGAAGGUAUAGCAUUAUGCGAUGAAUUCCUCCAGAGCCAGUCAUCUUGUGGAGGUGAUGUUGAAGAAGCAAAGAGAAUGAGGCCUUGUUUGUUGGCUGAGUAUGCUCGAAAAGGAGGUGUUGAUGAUUUUAAGAAGGAUCUGGAAGAAUGUCAAACUCUUGGUCUCAACCAUUUAGUAGUCACUGAUCAGAAGAAGAAUGCAACGGACUUUGAGCUACUUGAGACGCCCUCCGACAUGCGACUAAGCCAACUGGAAUUUGGAUCGCAAGACAGCUUUCUGGCGUGAGUUCAUGUAAUUUAAAAGAAUACCCAGAAGGUUGCUUGAUGAUGAACUUUGCUGCUUUUGCCUAGUAAUCAUAUGUGUAUAAUCGUGAAUGAAUUAUACUUUUUGUAACUGUUAUUUGCAUGUAACCCUCAGUAUGUGCCGGGAGACUGAAGGGAAUCACUGCAUCAUUUUGUUAACUAUGUACUCACUGCAUCAUUUUGUUAACUAUGUACUUAGUGCAGUGAUGAGGUGUGUCGAAAAUAUGUACUUUACGUAGUAUGCUUAUGUAGAGUAUUUUAUUGACCUUGAAAUGUAAUAAAGUGAUUCUUGUGACAA
Messenger RNA from Asparagus officinalis (garden asparagus), 1886 nucleotides. RefSeq names its product SUPPRESSOR OF GAMMA RESPONSE 1-like. NCBI's taxonomy places the organism in Eukaryota, Viridiplantae, Streptophyta, Magnoliopsida, Asparagales, Asparagaceae. Gene Ontology annotation, biological process: regulation of DNA-templated transcription. Gene Ontology annotation, molecular function: DNA-binding transcription factor activity; transcription cis-regulatory region binding. Gene Ontology annotation, cellular component: nucleus. The record is from RefSeq and is a predicted model, not a curated record.